Messenger RNA from Trypanosoma rangeli, 921 nucleotides. RefSeq names its product putative CYC2-like cyclin 6. The record is from RefSeq and is a predicted model, not a curated record. The coding region runs from base 1 to 921 and encodes 306 amino acids. The transcript has a single exon. Gene Ontology annotation, biological process: regulation of cyclin-dependent protein serine/threonine kinase activity. NCBI's taxonomy places the organism in Eukaryota, Euglenozoa, Kinetoplastea, Trypanosomatida, Trypanosomatidae. Gene Ontology annotation, molecular function: protein kinase binding.
AUGACGGCCUUGUCGCUUGUGCUCCCCACUCUUGAUCAGACUGCAGUGAGGUUUGGGUGUAUGCACUCAUGCAGUGUAGAUGACGUGGAGGCGGCCGUGCAAAACGCCCAUACCUGCCGGAUGUUUCUCUUGGCGAUGGAAGUGCUUCUACAGAAGCAAUGGAGGCACUAUCAGAGCCAUGACAGCGGUAUGUUUGCCACGCCACAGCGGAUGAAGGAGGGGGAGCUUUUUCAGUAUUUUCCGUUUCCGUGCGUGUCUAUGAGAGGGCGUGGCAGCUGUUUCCAGAAGCAGCGUCGGACGUUGAGUGGAAGCAGUGCGGCAGGCAAGUUACGUGACUUUAUUUACCGUCUUAUUUGCUACGCGCGCUGUAGCAUCGAGUGCUACCCGAUUACGCUUGCACUUGUUGAUCGCUUUUAUGUGUCCCUGAGGAAGGAGUCCGUGGCGACCGAAUACGAGGCAGCGGUGGAUCACUUGCCGUAUGUAUUUGCUGUGCUGUUGUUAAUCACAGCGAAGUACCGCGACGACAAGUUCCGGAGCAAUCGUUACUUCAGUCAGCUAGCGGGGCUAUCCUUGGUGGAGUGGAACGCGCUGGAGCGGCUCGCCAUUCGUGUGUUGAAAUUCAGCGUCAAUGUUUCUUUCUUUGAGUACAUUGCGUACGAAAAGCUGCUCCUUGCAGAGAUGACGCGACAGGAAGGCAGAGUAAACGCCCUCACUUCACUUGACCGGGACCCUCGUUCAGAGGAGGUGAUCAGUUUACUGCGGCUUGACAACAAAAGUGAUGUUUUCAUGGCGUGCGCCGAUCAGGCGGCAGCAACCAACAGGGAGAACCCUAGUGCCAAUUCUUGCGGUCUCACUGCAACGACACCAUCAUUGCGUUCUCAGGGCCCUCUUGCGUCUGCCUUGAGUUCACCGGUGUGUUGA